This is a messenger RNA of Carcharodon carcharias (great white shark), 159 nucleotides long. RefSeq names its product 40S ribosomal protein S27-like. Gene Ontology annotation, cellular component: cytosolic small ribosomal subunit; ribosome. Gene Ontology annotation, molecular function: RNA binding; structural constituent of ribosome. The record is from RefSeq and is a predicted model, not a curated record. Bases 1 to 159 code for a protein of 52 amino acids. NCBI's taxonomy places the organism in Eukaryota, Metazoa, Chordata, Chondrichthyes, Lamniformes, Lamnidae. Gene Ontology annotation, biological process: ribosomal small subunit assembly; translation. The transcript has a single exon.
AUGGAUGUCAAGUGCCCAGGCUGCUACAAGAUCACGACGGUGUUCAGCCAUGCUCAGACUGUCGUGCUGUGUGUCGGCUGUUCCACUGUUCUGUGCCAGCCCACUGGGGGCAAGGCCAGGCUCACAGAAGGCUGCUCAUUCCAGAGAAAGCAACGCUGA